Molecule: messenger RNA, 2766 nt
Organism: Amblyraja radiata (thorny skate)
Lineage: Eukaryota; Metazoa; Chordata; Chondrichthyes; Rajiformes; Rajidae
Gene: prepl
Product: prolyl endopeptidase like
Exons: 14
Coding region: 228-2342 (704 amino acids)
Biological process (GO): proteolysis
Cellular component (GO): cytoskeleton; Golgi apparatus
Molecular function (GO): serine-type endopeptidase activity
Source: RefSeq, a predicted model, not a curated record
UGCGUGCACCUUAACAAUGUGUUGUGAUGGGAACUGCAGGCUUGACCUGCUCGGUAUUCAUUUCUUCUUGUUUAAUUGCUUAAACAGUAAUUGUAGAAUGUAUGUAUAAUCCUUGUCAAAAAGACAGGAACAUGAAGGAAGGUUUUUAACUUGACGUUUUAUAGCGUCCACUUAACACAGGGAGCUGCCUGUGUUGGUCAUAUUUACUUCCAGUCGCUGAGAUUAAAAUGCAUCGCGUGGUUAUUUUGUUUCAAAAGAUAAAAUUGGGUUUCCAACCCAGGUGUUUUUCAACAGCUGAAACUCUGUCCAACAGUUGGGCAUUCCACAGGUUUGCGAAAAGCUGUAAGCAUUUGGAAAAGGGAAAACGUAAUUUAUGUCAAACUCUCAAUAAUCAGGAACUUGUACAAGCAGAAUUAAGAUACUACAAAUCAAAGUCGCCCAAAUAUUGUAAACUGGAAGGUUGGUUCAAAAAAAGGUUGGAAACAAUCUGCGAUAGGUAUGCUUCCAGCAAUAACAGUUUUGUGAUGGCCAUGAAUGGGAUUGAAUACUUUGAAGAUGAUGGCUGUAUUUAUAGAAAACUUCAGAAAGGUUCUCCUGAACUCGUGCUGUGCCUGGAUCAGCUGCAGCUUCUUCAAUCAAACGAUGCUCAAUUUCAGCGUAUCAGAGUUUCACCAGAUCAGAAAUAUUUGGCUUCGAGUGUACGUACGCCAUCAGAUGAAUCCACUUGUGUUGUAGUAAAGCUUGAUCCAAAACCGUUGGUGGUACAUGUUUUACCGCGAGCAUUUAGUUUUGAAUGGGCCACAGAUAAUAGCCUGUUCUACACCAUUUUGGAGAAGCUUCAGUCUCAUGAAGUUUACAGGCUUCUGCUCGGAGACCCAAGAACAGCAUCUGAAAUGGUUUACAAAGAAAACGACACCAGGUUUUUUGUGGAGCUAACCUGUACCAAGGAUGGAAAUUUCAUCACCAUCAACAGUAACAGCAAGACUAGUUCAGAGGUCUGGUUAAUUGAUCGAAUGCAUCCACUGGAGGCGCCUAAGGUUGUGCAAGAGCGACUUCCUGAACUAAUUUAUCAUGUGGAACACUGGAAAAAACAGUUAUACAUUCUGACUAAUUUUGCUGCCACAAAGGACUAUGAACUGAUGAAAACUCAUAUUUCGUCAUCUGGAAUGCAGAACUGGAAGACUGUUUAUGCAAUAAAAGAGAACCACAAGCUAAUCGAUAUGGAGCUGGUCAACGACAAUUGCAUAAUGAUACUGAAGUGUUAUGGUCGCUUGAGUUUAAAUGUGUUUUCUCUCAAACAACCAGAACCUGUUAAAUCCAUCCAGCUCCCAUCUUGGGCUUGUGCUAUUGAGUGUGAAGCUUACUUAAGACACAAGUCUGAUGUAUUUUGCUUCCAGCUGUCUUCCCCAGUACAGCCACCAGUAAGUUUUCUGUAUUCAAUGGACGAAGACGAGCUCUACAUGGAAGAUGAUGAAACAUGUCUGAAUAUUAAGAAGGACUAUAAAGUGACUCGCUUAAAAGCACCAGGCAUGGAUGGCAUCUUGGUACCCAUCACAGUUUUUCAUAAAACGACAUUGAAUGAAAUGAAUGAUAAACCUCUAUUGGUUCAUGUCUAUGGAGCUUAUGGCAUGGAUUUGAAUUUUGACUUUAAACCAGAACAGAUGCUAUUAUUGAAAGACGGUUGGAUUUUAGCAUAUUGCCACGUUAGAGGUGGUGGUGAGUUGGGUUUAAGCUGGCACAGAGCCGGUCGGUUGGAUAAGAAGCACAUUGGCAUAGAUGAUCUGCAGGUUUGUCUGUGUCACUUACACACAAUGGGAUAUUCAAACCCAAGGAGGACAGCUCUCAAAGCAGGCAGUGCUGGUGGAGUCCUAGUUGGAGGCUUGUGCAAUGCAUCACCUGAGUUGAUCAGAGCUGUUGUUUUACGAGCUCCUUUUCUUGAUGUUCUCGACACCAUGCUAGACCCUUCAUUACCUCUCACCCAAGAAGAGCAAGAAGAAUGGGGGAACCCUUUGAAUGACCAAAGAUUCUUCAAGUACAUUCAAGCUUAUUGUCCGUAUCAGAAUAUUAAGCCACAGAAUUAUCCUUCUAUACUGAUCACAGCCUACCGAGACGACCAACGUGUGCUACUGUCAGGGUUGCUGAAAUAUACAACCAAACUUAGAAAUGCUGUGGCUACAAAUUAUAUUACUAUGGGUGAACCACAGAGUAUCAUUUUGGAUAUCCAGCCUGGGGAUGAUCACUAUGGUCCAACUAACUGGGAGCAAUCAUUACAAGAAAUUGCCAGACAUUAUGCAUUUCUAUACAAGGAGCUGAAACUUGAUCUGGGGGGAACUCAUCCAUGAAUAUUUUCUGUGCAUCAAACAGCAGAGAAAUACACAAGACAUGAGUUUAGUGAAUAAUUGUCCAUUCAAAUUUGAUCUGGAAUUAAGUGUAUUUAUAUUAUAGACACAAUCACUAUUUUUGGUGGAUUAGUAAUUAUUUAAUUUAAUGUACUUUGGUGAUAUUGUUUAUGUAUUGGGCAAAAAUAAAGGAUGAAGUUGAAUAAUGUGUUAAAUGUUACUUUUUAUGUGAAACUUUUCAUUAUAUUUGUACUGCAGAUUCAAUUUUAUUUGCUUUAUCUGAGAUUGAAAGUUGGGUAAACUGUGAACAGCAAUAUUAGUGUCUCUAGUUUGCCCACUUUUGUCUCUUCAUUCCAAGAUGACAUUAUGCUUUGAUGAAAAAUUAUUUAAAUAUAUUUCUGUAAUAAAUUCAACAGCAUACUGUAAA